GCGCUGUUGGUUUUCGGCCGUCAAAGUUUACGCGCACGCACGUUUACGAAAAGCAUCUGCGCACGCGCACUAGCAACCGGGGAAAGUAAUCCUGUAAUACUCCUGUAAGAUACAGUUUUGUUGCUUGGGGGUUGUUUCAGUUCUCAGUCGGCUUUUGCAGAUUCACUUCAACCGGGGGAAUGUGUGACGACACGGGAUCGAACGAGGCCUUUUAUGAGCAGUUACGACUUCAGGAGCUGUAUGGAGAACGGGAAGCGGGAGAUGGUCAGGAUCCUUACACGUUCCGGGACCCUAGUGAUGGCACCGAGUAUGAGUGGGACGUGGAGAAGAAGGCCUGGUUCCCAAAAAUAACAGAAGACUUUUUGGCUAUGUACCAUGCAAACUAUGGUGUAGACACAGGGGGUACAGACAAUGCUCUUAAUACAGAUGCUACAAAAACCAAGGAAAUGCCAGUCUCCAGCGAAGCACAAGAAAAAAAGAAACCUAAAGAAGAGCAGAAGCUGCAAACUGAGCAAGGGGAACCCAAAGCAAAAGGAGAAAAAAGAAAAGCAGACCCAGGAUGGUUUAAUGUUGAAGAACAGAGAAACACUAAUGUUUAUGUGACAGGGCUUCCUCCUGACACUACAAAUGAAGAAUUUGCUGAGAUUAUGUCUAAGUGUGGUAUUAUAAUGCGUGAUCCACAUUCUGAGGAUUAUAAAAUAAAGUUGUACAAAGACAGAGAAGGAAACCUGAAAGGGGAUGGGCUAUGUUGUUAUCUCAAAAGAGAAUCUGUGGAACUUGCUUUGAAGCUUCUUGAUGAGUAUGAGAUAAGAGGUUACAAGUUGCGUGUGGAAAAUGCAAAGUUUCAACUGAAGGGGGCGUAUGAUGCCACCAAAAAGAAGAAGAAAUGCAAAGACUACAGGAAGAAGAUGUCUAUGCAGCAAAAACAACUGGACUGGAGGCCCGAAAAGAAGGCAAAUGAUGCAUCACGAAUGAGAUUUGAAAGGGUUGUAAUUAUCAAAAAUAUGUUUCACCCAAAAGACUUUGAGGAAGAUCCUUUGGUAUUAAAUGAAAUCCGAGAAGAUCUUAGAUCUGAAUGUGAAAAAUUUGGCCAAGUGAAGAAACUCUUGAUAUUUGAUCAACAUCCUGAUGGAGUGGCCUCUGUGGCAUUCAAAGAAGCAAACGAAGGCGACCUUUGCAUACAGGCUCUGAAUGGGCGCUGGUUUGGUGGCCGUCAGCUUGCUGUGGAACCAUGGGAUGGGGUAACUGAUUAUCAGAUUGAAGAAACAUCUCGAGAAAGAGAAGAAAGGUUAAAAGGCUGGGAGAACUUCCUGGUUGGCAGUGAGGAUAAAAAAUCGGAGAGUGAUGGGACCCCUUCAAAUAAUAAACAGUCAGUGGAAAACAAUGACAAUGGCAGCACAUCAGAAUUUAACAAGGAAAACAAUGUUCAUCAGGCAGAAAAUGUUCAGACUGCUCUUCCCCAAGAUGAUGCUCAGUCAACUGAUAGUGAUAUUGGUAGCAGUGAUGAAGAGAGUGAAAAAAACAAAGGACAGUCAUAAUGUUAAUGGCUGCAUGCGUUUUAGCUUUUUCUUGUGGUUUUUAUUUGUAAUGUUGGGGUGAACCAAGUGUGAUACCUGUCUAUAUGCGUCUCAUCAUCACAUCUUCGAAAUAAGCGCUCAUUGACGUUUGGGGGUAAAAAAUAGAACAGACCCACAAAGAUUUUGCGCAACUAUUUCCAACAUUUCAUAGCCGUACAUGAAACUAGAAAAAUCUGUGUGUGUGUAAGAAAGUUUGGCCUGGAUUUUUUGUACAGCCUACUAGAUGAAGUUGUUUCAGGCAUAUCUGGAAUCAAAUAUGUACAUCUGUUUUCAAGUUCUAGACUUAAAUCAUUUUGUUUAUAUCUGUUGAAAAAAAAAAAGUAGGCUUCACUGAAAUGCUUCUGCACUGAAAAA
Messenger RNA from Xenopus laevis (African clawed frog), 1931 nucleotides. It is a transcript of the gene htatsf1.S, whose product is annotated as HIV-1 Tat specific factor 1 S homeolog. Lineage: Eukaryota; Metazoa; Chordata; Amphibia; Anura; Pipidae. Gene Ontology annotation, cellular component: U2-type spliceosomal complex; nucleus; chromosome. Gene Ontology annotation, molecular function: RNA binding; nucleic acid binding. Gene Ontology annotation, biological process: mRNA splicing, via spliceosome; chromatin organization. The record is from RefSeq and is marked provisional.